CUUCCUCGCCGCAUUGACCUAUUCACUUCCUCCAUAAUAACUAGUGCUACUAGGUCCCCCACGGCCGAGGAGGAAUUAGAAAACAAAAUUAAAUCUCAAGUCUAGGGCGGAGAUGAACGUUGCGGAGGAGGAGGUGAGCAUGGAGAGGGAGGAGAAGGGCGGCAAUGUUCGCGAUGGCGAGGUGAGGACGACGGCGGCGGCGGCGGCAGCUGUGAGCCUGGAGACGCUGCGGAAGCGGAUGGCGGACUUCGCGACGGAGCGGGACUGGGAGCAGUUCCACUCCCCUAGGAACCUCCUUCUCGCCCUGGUAGGGGAGGUGGGGGAGCUGUCUGAGAUAUUCCAAUGGAAAGGGGAGGUGCCCAAGGGGCUGCCAGGCUGGGACGAUGCCGAGAAGGAGCACUUGGGCGAGGAGCUCGCCGACGUGCUCCUCUAUCUGGUGCGCCUGUCGGACAUGUGCGGCGUCGACCUCGGCAAGGCUGCCCUGCGCAAGAUGGAGAUCAACGCCCGCAAAUACCCAGUUGGACAGUGCAAGGGUUCAUCCAAGAAGCACACUCACUACGGCUCCACUAACAAUGUUGGCGACAGCGACAAAGCUAAUGCCGCGAACAAGGAGCAGCAUAGCUGUGGUGUCUAAAAUGACUCGGAGCUCCUUGAAUGGUAAUUUGGAUGGUCGGGCAUGAUCUAGGUUACGUGUGCUGAUGAAACAGGGAUGCUCUAUUUUGGUGGGAAAGGGACAAGUUGCGUGGGUUCAAGUUCCCCUAUAUAUUAGAUGGCUAAUGAACCAAGUGUUAACCACAAAGCUUCGUAGGCUGUAGCUCCCCUAUGUCUAAUGUGUACUGGGGCAUUCUGAUUCUGCUGGUUCAGUUAUGCAGCUUCAUAUGAUGCGAAAGCAAAGCUGACUAUUGCAGUAGUACUAAUGAGUACUGACAGUACUUUAUGAUGCAAAAGCUUUCUG
This is a messenger RNA of Zea mays, 955 nucleotides long. RefSeq names its product RS21-C6 protein. The record is from RefSeq and is marked validated. NCBI's taxonomy places the organism in Eukaryota, Viridiplantae, Streptophyta, Magnoliopsida, Poales, Poaceae. Gene Ontology annotation, biological process: nucleoside triphosphate catabolic process. Gene Ontology annotation, molecular function: nucleoside triphosphate diphosphatase activity.